Messenger RNA from Colletotrichum godetiae, 1219 nucleotides. Its product is annotated as Fructosamine kinase-domain-containing protein. The transcript is spliced from 4 exons. The record is from RefSeq and is a predicted model, not a curated record. NCBI's taxonomy places the organism in Eukaryota, Fungi, Ascomycota, Sordariomycetes, Glomerellales, Glomerellaceae. The coding region runs from base 88 to 1101 and encodes 337 amino acids.
GUCCGUACAGGAUUCUCGUCAAUUAUUACCCCGCCUCAGAAUCCGAGCAGCUCCUAGCUAACAAGCGCUUCAACGCCUCCAACAAACAUGGAAAGAAGAUUUCCAGACCAGGUAGAACAUGCUGGUGAAGACUGUGAGCUUGAUAAAGCUGUCUCUGCUAAGCUUCCAACAGGCUGUAGUGUGCUCGAAGUGUCACCAUCAGGCCAUAGUCUUUGGGUGGCCACGGUCAAGAUCGUGGUUCAGCUUAAAGAUGGAACAAUAAACGAGUACUUUAAGAAAGGUGCACGAGGUGCAGUUGGAAUGGACAUGAUGAGAGGCACAUUCGAAGCUGAACAGGCUCUAUACAUAUUUUCCCCACGCCGGGUCCCAAAGCCCAUCGGUUGGGGAACAUACGCAGUCGACCCCCAGACGCACUUUUACCUUGGCCAGUUCGUGGAGAUGCGGGAAGACCUACCUAGCGCUACAGAACGGGCAACUGCUGUGUCAGGGCUUCAUGUCGAUAGCAUGGGGAAAUCCUCAACCGGACGAUUUGGCUUCCACGUCACCACUCAUCUUGCCAAUGUUCCAGUCAACAAUUCGUGGGACCCUUCCUGGGAAUCAUUCUGGAAACAGCAGAUGAAGGGCCUCUUCGACCAGGAAGACCAUGUACAUGGCACGGACGAUGAGUUGACAACGCUCAAAACGGUAUUUCUACACAAAGUUAUUCCAAGGUACCCUGGUCCCCUUGAGAAAGAAGGACGAUCUGUCACACCUUGCCUCAUUCACUCAGAUCUAUGGCCCGGGAACAUUAAGCCGAAGAAAUUCUCGGAUGGAUUAUGCAUCUUUGACGCCUGCGCCUACUGGGGACACAAUGAGGCUGAUCUGGGUAUCUGCCGAAAUCCGAGAUAUAAGCUCGGUCAGCCAUGUACCCUCGAAUAUCUCAAGCGGGUACCUGCCACGGAACCCACAGCUGAUUUUGACGGCAGAAAUGCUGUGUAUGCGAUGAAGUACCAUGCGCUACUGUCAAUCAUGUAUUGCUCCAAAGACGUAAGUUUUAGACAGACGUUGAAGAAUGAGCUGAGAGAGAUCAUCGACAAGGCGGCACAAUCGAUACCCGAUUAAGAUAUAGAAGACAUGUCUGUUUGGCUCACUGAAGGUGGUAUCUGCCUCAUGAAGCUUUGAUGAAUUUCCUGGGCAGCGAAGCGAGUGUUUCCUACAAAAUAGAUCAGCUGGCAAUACG